This is a messenger RNA of Tauraco erythrolophus (red-crested turaco), 213 nucleotides long. The record is from RefSeq and is a predicted model, not a curated record. NCBI's taxonomy places the organism in Eukaryota, Metazoa, Chordata, Aves, Musophagiformes, Musophagidae.
CCGCAGGUCUUCAAGGCCUACGAGACCAGCGGCUUCGUCUUGCUCCGGGUCCUGGUCCCCGCCUGGAUCGUCCUCUACUACCUGAAGUAUCACGUCAUGAAAAAGCCGCACGGUGUUGUUGUCUCAAAUCCACGGAUAUUCCCAGGGGACAGAAUUUUGGAGACGGGAGAAGUUGUUCCACCCUUGAAAGAUGACCCUGGUGAGCACCACUGA